Molecule: messenger RNA, 3397 nt
Organism: Eriocheir sinensis (Chinese mitten crab)
Lineage: Eukaryota; Metazoa; Arthropoda; Malacostraca; Decapoda; Varunidae
Product: protein abrupt-like
Exons: 11
Coding region: 1370-2776 (468 amino acids)
Biological process (GO): regulation of transcription by RNA polymerase II
Cellular component (GO): nucleus
Molecular function (GO): protein binding
Source: RefSeq, a predicted model, not a curated record
UUUAGAGUAGGCUAAACAUGUGCCUCGCUUGUAGCCUGUGGCCGUAUGAAUAUGAACGUGGGAACAAAGGCAACGUAUGGUUAGUGUAAAGACUAGGCUAUACAUGUGCUGUAAUACUUUCGUUAUACAAUCAAUGAGGCUAUCAGAGUUCAUGCUAGGGAGACAUGAAAGCAACUAGGUAUGAAAACAUAAUCACAUUUUUUAACGUGUUCUUAUAUGAAAAGGUAAAAAAUAAUGCAGCAAGAAGCCAAAUAAUAACCCGAACACAUCGACAGGCGAGUCCACGGCCAACACAAGAAAACGGACAGUGUCUUCAUCGUGGUGGCCGCGUGCGUGCUGUAGCCUGUCAUUCUCAUAUUAUUAAUCGUUUUCUCUAAGAUCUCGUGUUCUCCAACGCUCUAAUAAACACAGUAUUGAGGCUCAGUGUUCCUGGUGCUACGGAACUUCUUCACAGCACUCACGAGAGGAGGCAGGCCGAAGGGCAAUACACAAACAGCCCCCGCCCUAAAAUCGCUGCUCCCGAAAAGAUGAGAGGUGGAUCGCAUAGUGGAUGCUCCAAUACGCCUGGAGAGGUGUCUUGAUACUCGCCGGUCAUCUUAAGACACUGGUGAACCUCAUGAGAGGAUGAUGAAGGGACCAAGAUGAGUCGAGAUGGGACCAGGCGAUGCGUCCAUUGGCCAGGCCGAGUCACCAGCCAGGUGUUCUGCUCCCUCGAGACUUUACUCUCUUGACCUCUCCGGCUCGCACUUGAAGCGACACACGCCUGAAAGACACCGACUAACGAAGACGAGGGAGCGACACCACUUCGCGGAAAAGAGCAUGAAUAUUUGUCAUGAUUCUUGCGACCAGAGAGGAAGGAGAGAACAUUUGCACGCCACGACAUUAGCGUAAUACAACUGCUUGCUACUCACCGCUUGAAGGCGCCGCAGAAGUGACGACGGGAGAGGAAGAUGAGGCGGCGAAGUGGAUACCUGCUAAACCACGCGAACACACGCACACACGCACACGCACUCAACAAUAAUUACUACAACUACUACAGCAUCCAGGACGAAGAGUGCUCUACACACACCCUCGGAGGCAAGGCUACUCAGAACCCUUGUCCUCGCGCAUUUCCCUCUCUCUCGCCCGGCCCCCGCUGCUCGUGGGGGUCGUGGAGCGCCGCUGAGUACCGAGUCACCGCCGCGUCAUCGCUGAGUCUCCGCGUCCUCUGAGUCCCGCUGAAUGAGGAGCAAGUGAUGUUUACCAACCGCCGGAGGCUCCCCAGGGCCAGACGACGGGGUUCCCACACUCCUCGUUUCCUCAGUCUGGUGCACAUGUCCGCGGCGCCGCUGUGACAUUUGUCCGUUUCAUCGGGUCUGUCAACACAACGAUGACCACAAGACACCAAGACAACCUCAACAACUCUAUGACUGCCUCGGCGCACCCCAACACUUCAGGGAAGCAAAAUGAAGAGGAUCCCCCACUUGACCUCAGGUUGAUGUGGACAAGUCACAUGGAGGUACUGAAGAAGGUGAUGCAGACACUGCGGCAUAAGGAACUCUUUGCUGAUGCCACAUUAAUAUGUGGAGAGAAGCAGUUUGCAGUUCACCAGUUUGUCCUGAGUACAUGUAGUCUGUACCUAGAGAACCUAUUCAAGAGCAUCCCUGGUGAGCACCCAGUGCUGAUGCUGCCUGACACUCCACCCAAGGCCAUGGAGAAACUUCUGGACUUCAUGUACCUUGGGCAGGCAGAUUUAACUCAAGAUGACUUUGAUCAGCUCCUAGACCUUGCUGAGGAACUUAGAAUCAUAGGACUGAUACAGACCAACUAUGAUGCUGAGAACCAGAGAUGGAGUCUUUCACUAGACAAAGAUGGCAGAAAGGACAAAGUGAAUGCUAGUAAAGACAAAGGAGGAGCCACUUUUGAUGGCACAUCUAAGAUUACAAGCAAAAAGGUUUCUCAAGACCCCAGUAAAGGUGCCAUGAAGAAGUAUACAAAAGCAAAGACCAAAGAAUCAAAGAAAAUUAAAGAUAAAGGUGAAAAUAUUGUAAAGAAAUCAAUAGAGAUUGAAGAUAAUACAAAAGAUGACCAAGUAACAAGUUGUUUAUUAUCUUGCUCAGAGUGCCCAUUCAGAGCACUUUCAGCAUCAGUGAUGACUCAACAUAAAUACAAACAUUCUCUUGGAAAGCCAUACAAAUGCCCCUACUGCCAUGUUCGACACUCAGUGGAAGAACUCCACAUUGCACACCAGAAACGAAUUCAUCCCAAAUCAGAGGUUGUCGUCAAUAAGUGUAUCAAUGCGGGACUUGGAGAGUCUGAGGGAAGCAUAAACUCAUCUUCGUGGACAUCAGAAUGUGUUUCUCUUUCAUCCUGCCCAUCAAGUAUCCAACAAACCUGCAAAAAUUAUAAAGUUGCCCCAUCAGAGACACCACUAACAAGUGCUUGCACUGAAGCAAAUGACUCUAAUAUUGCAAAAGUUAUCCCUGAGAACUACAUGUCUGCAGUACAAACAGAACUCACACUGCAAUCCCUGAGACAGACAAAAUCAAAACCACUCAUUUUGCCAUCACCAGAUUGUCGUAUUCUAUCAGCCUUGUUACAAUCACCAAGUAGAACUCAGAAAACUGGCAAAAGACACAGGGAUUGCAUUCCACAUGAAGAUGAAAAUACUAAACGGCAUUGCUUACGGCAGUCAUCCACUUCUACAACAGUGAAUAUUUCUGAAACUAGUUCAGAAACUACUCACCAAAAAAGUGUCAUUGGACUCAAAAGGAACCUCAGACCCAGGAAGAGAUAGUGGCUAACACUGGUGCUAAGAAUCCCUGGAUUUUGUCAGGCCACCUUUGGAAUCUGCCCCUGGCAACUUGGCUGUUUUGCUAAAACUGAAGUAUAAAAGGUGGAACGUCAUAGCAAGCCUACAUGCAAACUCCAUUCCCAUCUUUAGCAUCAAUCAGUUAUUCUGACCAUGAACUUUUAAGCAUCUAUUUAUUUUCCUUUACUCAGGGCUACAGAUGAUGAUGUAAGAAUGAUGCGUGUGAAACAUUCCAUAUGGCGAUCUAGCUGGAAGUUCCCAGACUAAACAACUACCUUGCCAGUUUGUAUGUACCAUUCCAAUUAACACUUAUACCAAAAAUAAUUAUGUUUUAUACUUCAUCUCAAUUAUCCCAAUUUUCCAGAGGAUUUUUAUUCCUGAUUGUAAAAUUUCAUACAAAUUGGUAAAGAUAGUCUAUACUGGUAAGAGACCCCAAUUCAGUCACCUGGAGCAAUGGCUAACAAUACACAAGCACCUCAGUAAUCCUGCCUGAUUUGUCUGAGAUUAUUUCCUAAAGCACAGUCAUCCUUCACAAGUAAUAUUUCACAGCCCAAAACCUCAAAUUUCAACUUGUACUGAAGAAAACAAGUUGUCUUCCUUAUAUGU